UAUAUCAUGUUGAUCUAGAUAAAGCUGAGAAAUUAGACAACCUUUAAUUCAUUUUAUAAGAAAAAGAUGGCGAAACGAGCAGAUUCCUUUUGUUUCAUAUCAUGUGUUCUUGUCUCGUUUUUGAUUUUAGGCUCUGCAGUGACAGAUGAUUCUCAAGAUAAAAAAGUGUAUGUUGUCUACAUGGGCUCACUUCCGUCUCGACUGGAAUACACACCAAUGUCGCAUCAUAUGAGUAUUCUUCAAGAAGUCACCGGAGAAAGUUCGAUCGAAGGACAUUUGGUGAGAAGUUACAAGAGGAGUUUCAACGGGUUUGCGGCUCGACUCACCGAGUCAGAACGAGAAAGAGUAGCCGAAAUGGAGGGAGUUGUGUCAGUGUUCCCGAGCAAGAACUACAAACUCCAAACGACGGCGUCUUGGGACUUCAUGGGGCUAAAGGGAGGAAAGAAUACAAAGCGUAACUUAGCAAUAGAGAGUGAUAUUAUUGUUGGAGUCAUCGACAGUGGGAUUUGGCCAGAAUCCGAGAGCUUCUCUGAUAAAGGCUUUGGUCCUCCUCCUAAGAAAUGGAAAGGUGUUUGCUCCGGCGGCGAAAACUUCACAUGCAACAACAAGUUGAUUGGAGCAAGAGACUACACAAGCGAAGGCACUAGGGAUAGCAUAGGCCACGGUUCACACACAGCAUCCACAGCGGCUGGAAAUGCAGUUGAGAACACAAGUUACUAUGGAAUCGGUAAUGGAACUGCGAGAGGCGGCGUUCCAGCCUCAAGAAUCGCAGCUUACAAAGCAUGUGGCGAGACAGGGUGUAGCGAUGAAUCUAUACUAUCGGCGUUCGAUGAUGCGAUAGCAGACGGUGUUGACCUCAUCAGCAUCUCUAUCGGGGAACGCUUUGUCCACAAAUACGAAAAGGACCCAAUGGCGAUUGGGGCUUUUCACGCUAUGGUCAAAGGGAUUCUUACUGUGAACUCAGCCGGUAACGAUGGUCCGGAUCCGGGCUCAGUCAUAAGUGUAGCACCGUGGAUCUUGACAGUUGCAGCGAGCACCACCAACCGUGGGUUUGUCACCAAAGUUGUACUCGGAAACGGGAAGACACUUGUUGGGAAAUCAUUGAACGCUUUUGAUUUGAAAGGAAAGAAUUAUCCUCUUGUGUAUGGAACUCUUCUUAAAGAACCUCUGCUUAGGGGAAAAAUCUUGGUGAGUAAAUAUCAACUUAGUUCAAACAUAGCUGUUGGAACCAUAAAUCUUGGUGACCAAGACUAUGCCUCCGUUAGCCCUCAGCCCUCCUCUGCCCUGUCACAAGAUGACUUUGACUCUGUCGUCUCUUACGUUAACUCCACAAAGUCCCCGCAAGGAACUGUUCUAAAAAGUAAAGCAAUCUUUAAUCAGAAAGCUCCUAAAGUUGCUUCCUUCUCUUCUCGCGGUCCAAAUACUAUUGCGGUUGAUAUUCUAAAGCCAGAUGUAACAGCACCAGGAGUGGAGAUUCUCGCUGCGUAUUCACCUUUGAAUUCACCAUCUGAGGUAUGGUUUGAUAAAAGACAUGUGAAGUACUCUGUUCUGUCCGGAACUUCGAUGGCUUGUCCACACGUUGCAGGCGUGGCUGCGUACAUCAAGACUUUUCAUCCUGAAUGGUCUCCUUCCAUGAUCCAAUCUGCCAUCAUGACAACUGCUUGGCGGAUGAAUGCUACCGGAACCGGGGUUGCAUCAACCGAAUUUUCUUAUGGAGCAGGACAUGUCGACCCAAUAGCCGCUCUUAAUCCCGGACUCGUCUAUGAAUUAGACAAAGCAGACCACAUCGCCUUUCUUUGCGGUUUGAACUACUCUUCAAAAACUCUUCAGCUCAUCGCCGGUGAAGCCAUCACUUGCACUGGAAAGAGCUUACCAAGAAACCUCAACUAUCCUUCAAUGUCGGCUAAACUUUCGGAAUCUAAUAGCUCCUUCACUGUGACAUUCAACAGAACCGUGACCAACCUCGGUACCCCAAACUCAACAUACAAAUCAAAGAUUGUCAUAAAUCACGGAUCUAAACUCAAAGUCAAGGUCUCCCCAAGUGUUCUAUCUAUGAAGUCCGUGAAGGAGAAGCAGUCUUUCACAGUGACUGUUUCAGGCAGCAAUCUCAACACAAAUCUGCCUUCAUCUGCAAAUCUAAUAUGGUCUGAUGGAAAACAUAACGUGAGAAGCCCCAUUGUUGUUUAUACUUAUAGUGGUUAAUGACUGAUAAAGCAUUAUCACUUCACCAUAAUUAUCAAUCAUCAUAUAAUAAAAAUCAAUAUUGUUGUUGUUGUUGUUGAGUUUCUUUAUUCAAGAAUAGUGUUUCAAUCUUAUUUCACAGUUUCAGAGAGCUCUGCAUCUAUUUGAAUUUAAAACUCAUUCAUAUAUCCUAAACACACAAAAUUCAAUUCAAGCAUUCUCAUUAUAACAAUCAAGAAUCCUGUUAGAUUUAAAUUCUAGGUUAAAAUUUUGAUAGAGCUAGCAGAAAACUAGCUCAGCGAAUUGAAACAAUAAAAAUCAAAGAAAAAUUGCAAAGCUAGGGAUGAUGUUACCCGGAGAAUUUGGCCGAGAAGAAGCUUUCUCAUGAAGAGGAAGACGGCGACAAUGGAGAUCUUGUACCGAUCGAUGGAGAGACGCGUGGAUGCGGGUCCAUGGUAAGAUUCCAACACCGUCCGCACCAGAUGUUUUUUUACUCCCGCUUCUCUAAUUAUAAUUAUUGACUUAAAAUCAUAAAAAAUCACAAUGGGUAAACGGAUAAAAAUGCGGAUCCUAUUCAACCCGACUUAGAAAACACGCGGAUCUUCGUUUGUUUUAAUCGACACCGUCCAUUCCUUCUACAGAAAAUGCCUAGGUUUUCCAAAUUUUCUUUUUUCGGCAGUUUACAACAACAACAAAAAAAAAAAAUUAAAAGACCCUAAACAUGAACCCAAGCGUCUCGGAAGAAGCCGACUUUGGAGAGAUCCAGAUCGGGAUUGGGGUUGGAAAGCGAGAUCUUGGAGGCGUCGAGCUCGAGGCGACCGAUGUGAGUGAAACCGAAUUCGUCUAAAGGGAUGAUUCGACAUGGAGAAGAAGGAAUCAUGGUCCUCAUGGACCAAGAAUACAUAAUUGCAAAAUUAUAAACCAAACUGGAUUAAACCGGAAUUUGGUUUUUGGUUCACUCAAACAUCCUACAUUCCGGUACUUUGUCGGUUAUCUAUUGUCUAUACGGUUCGUAAAUUUUGAAUUUGUAACUGAAAAUUAUCCGGACAUCGCAUUGACAAGACAAAACAAAAAAAGAAACCCACAAAAACUGAGAUAAGAUAUCUUAUCUUUAAUGUGUCACACUGUACUUGUUUUGGAUCCAGACACAAAGUAUCUUUUUUUUGCUCAUUAAAUUUAUUUAUUUUUCUUUCCCUGAGAAACUGAAAGAAUCUUUUUUUCCAAUCUCAACAUUUGUUUCAUUAAUUUGUUACUAUUUUAAAUGUGUAUUGAUUUUUUCUAAAAAGCCACCGCCCUCGUAUGUACAUGUUGGAUGGUAGACUGGUAGUAUAUCAUUGUAAUAUUCAACUUAAAAUCCGGCCGGUGACCUAUGUUAUGCUGUAGCUGUUCUCUAAAGUUUUAACUUUCAAAUUUCAAUGUUUCGACAUAAUGUAUAAAAAGUUUUUUUCGACAUGUGGUUAAUAAAAAGUUUUGUCUCUCUCAUGAAUUAAAGUUUGGUUAGAACUGAGAAAGCCGACUAUGUUUUUAGAGAUUGAUGAGAGUUCUCUGCUUUGUUCCAUUUGUCUUCUCUGAUAGGUUUAAUAUAGCAUCCUCUACUUUGCUAUGUUAUUAGCACCUAAAAUUGUUUAUUAUUUAUCAUUUAUACAGAUUUUUUUUCCUUUUUCACUUUCCAAUGAGUUUUUUACGAUCUGAGUAUUUCAUGAAUUUGUUUUCUGUGUUAGUGCUAAGUAGGCUUCAAGAAGCUAUUGUUAGUUAUUACGGAGCUUGAAGAAGAAGUUAAGCUUCUUAAAAAUCUCUCCAAUCCAAAUAUAGCUCGAUAUUUGGGCACAGUGAGGGAAGAUGACACCCUGAAUAUCCUUCCCGAGUUUGUUCCCGGUGGAUCUAUAUCAUCGCCAGCCUGAUCAUCGCUCUUGGAGAAAUUUGGACCUUUUCCUGAAUCAGUAAGUCAUGCUUGUAUUUAUUUUUGCCAUCGCUUAAAAUGUUUGAGAAUGAUUGAAUCAGGUUGUGCGGUUGUGCCGACUAACACGAGGCAACUACUUCUAGGGUUGGAGUACCUUCACAAUCAUGCACAGAGACAUUAAGGGGCUAAUAUUCUUGUGGAUAAUAAAGGAUUCAUUAAACUUGCUGAUUUUGGUGCAUCCAAACAAGUAGCUGAGUUGGUAAGUCAGUAUUUUGUUUUUGAUAACUUAUAUUGCAUGAAGCCUUCUGUUUUGUGUACAUCUAAUAUUCUAAUGCUAACUUGGUUCUGAUAUCAACAAGUUAAAAUAAUGAGGUAAAAAAAAAAUAUGGUGAAUAAAAGUAUUAUUCAUUUGUAACAUUCGAAAACAAGGAGUUAGCUUCUGAAGCAAUUGAGAAUCUAAAUAACAUUGAAUUCAGAGUAAAUUCUUUGACCCUAUUCUUAAAAACUAUAGUCAUUUCAGUGAGACUUAUCUACCGCUUAAGAGUUCGUGAUGGGUUGGUGUUUUAGAAUUUGUCUGGCUCUUAUUUGUUUGUUUUCUUAAUGUUAUUCAAUAGGGUAAAUGGAUAAAAUGUGUGUUCGUUUAACUCAUUAAUACAAGUAGAUACAAUUAUGUGUUCAACAUUGCAAUAGUCAUUAUUGAACAGCUUAAUGAAUCCCCUUUCAAUUUUUUGAUCUUUUGUAAUAUGUGAAUUUAUACAAAAAUCCAAACUUACAAGGGAAAAUAUUAUUUCCACAUUGAUGAAGAGAUCACUUGUGGUAAGUACUUUUAUUGGCUGCUUUACUAGAUUGAAGUUGAUUUAUAUAUUCUCAGUGUCAACUGGGUUGAUAUAACAGGAAACAAAAUUGUUUGGGAAAGAAUUAUCUUUCAAUAAAUAGAGACGAGUUUGGGUAGGGUGUCCGCAGAUAGGGAAGCCACUGGCAAUGAAAGUAAAAUGUGAGAAGAAAGAAGAAAAGACAAUGAGAAGAAGAAGAACGAAGAGGCGGGGAAGGUCUUUGGUAUUUUACCAAUUAACAUUAUGUCGUUUGACUUUUUACUUUUGCUUACAUACUAAAAUUACAAAAACAUAUCUAUUGUAAUUUGUUAUGUCAUAUUUCAUAAAAUAAAAGUAAUAAAGCUUGAUUAUCAA
Molecule: messenger RNA, 5268 nt
Organism: Arabidopsis lyrata subsp. lyrata
Lineage: Eukaryota; Viridiplantae; Streptophyta; Magnoliopsida; Brassicales; Brassicaceae
Product: subtilisin-like protease SBT4.9
Biological process (GO): proteolysis
Molecular function (GO): serine-type endopeptidase activity
Source: RefSeq, a predicted model, not a curated record